ACAGGGGACGCUCAGUGGUGGGUGUAAUAUAACGCCGUACUCUCCAGUCGGAACAGCGCGUCAGUCAGUCGCUUACCCUCGAGCAAAUCAAAACACGGUGCACGCACGCGUCAAGACACAGAUAAUCAUGGUCACCAUUACGAGACUUUCGCUUAUCAAAAUCGUUGAGCUGGUUAUUGUAUGCGUAAUCCUCAUUCUGCACGUUAAUUACCAUGGUGUCAGUGCGGAAGACGUAUUUCUCUCAGCAGGAACUGAAGUCGGAUUCCUGGUAAUUCUUACCGGUCUGUUUGCCGGAGCUGUAACGGGAACACCCGUCAACCGACGUGUGGAACUCUUCUUCCUCCUCGUGGGAUGCGCCAUGUUCAUCGCUUCUGGCGCCAUCACCCUCGAUAGGUACAGAGGCGACAGGGUCGUAGCCCGAGGAUCAUUGUCAAUCGUUCAAGGUGCUCUGCUCCUCUUGGACGGUUUCCUGACAUUCCGAGGAGAGGCAUAAAUCACUCAAAUCUUGAAACCGCACUGUUUAAUGUUCAGGGCAUUAUUGAAGAAAGGAUCAUUUUUUUCAACUCAAAUUUUCAAUGCAAGGGUAAAUUUAUUUCGAAACAGUGCGGCUCUUUAUUUUUUUACAAGGAAACACUUCGUAUUUCUUGAAACUAAAAUUAAAAUCCACUUCUUUUGCUACGGAAAAUCUUAUAUGAUAAGUAAAUAUGUAUUCGAAAUACAAUCUUUAUUUUAUAAUACGAAAAAUGAAAAUGUACAACUGCUGUAAUUCCUGUAUUUGUAAGUGCCAUUCAUGCUCUCCGAGUCAUUCCAUUGAUUUGAAAUUUUCGAAAUUUUCAUGUCGAUGAAAUUUCUGGUACCAGAAUUUCUGGCUCUCCACAUUUUUCCAUCCAUUCAUCAUUCAUGUUUAUGGAAUGUAACAUUGCAUUUAUUUAUAAAAUAUGCGGAUGAUCAUUGUUUUGGCGAUGACAUCAUAAUAAAGUGCAUUUGAGUACAAUUA
Molecule: messenger RNA, 997 nt
Organism: Diachasma alloeum
Lineage: Eukaryota; Metazoa; Arthropoda; Insecta; Hymenoptera; Braconidae
Exons: 4
Coding region: 128-493 (121 amino acids)
Biological process (GO): septate junction assembly
Source: RefSeq, a predicted model, not a curated record